AUAAAUCAAUCAGCAAAAGACCAGUAUUUAUUUAGGUAUACCCAACUUUUUUAAAAAAGAAAUUGAGCCUUAUCAAAGAACUUAAAUAAAUGCUAAUAAACAAAGUAAAGAAGAUAAUGCUGGCGAGAAAUUCUAUACUAAUCAAUGUAAAUCUCUUGGAUAACACGGGGAACACUUUGACAUAUGACACCGCUUUACUAAACCCACAACAUUUGAUUCAACGACGAGAAAAUGUCUACGACAGGUAUAGAGGUACGACGUCCGUAUCCCAGUGUUGCUACCAUAUGGGUAGCCGAACUUUUAGCUGCAGCAAACAAGAAAGUGGAUGAUGUAGAAAACAGAAAAACUUACGAAAGUAUCAAUAAAAUGUUUGGUAAAAGUCCUUCAAACCAUGAAGCAGUGCCAAUGAGCCUUGAAGACAAAUUUACCCACAAAAUAAUUAAACAUAAAAGAAAACUUGAACAAAAGGAAAAGGAAGUUGAAAAUGCUGCUAAGAAAAGAAAGAAAAAAGCUGAUACUAUAUCAAAUAGUCUCAGCAAAACAGAGUUAAUUGCAAAGAAGAAAAAAACACCAAAUAUUGUUAAUGGAACCAAGUCAAAGAGCGAGACAAAUUCAGUGAAUACAGUGGAGAACAUCAAAUUGAGACUUGAGAAAGAUACUUUAUCACGGUCAGCAAGAAAAAAGCUUCGACGGAAAUUAAAAGGAUUACUGAAUAAAAGCAAUGACUCUGCCCAAUGUAGUGAGGAAGGAGAAAGGGAAAAUAAAACUUCAAAUAACUUAAUCGUGGAAAAAGUAAAAGAAACUGUAAAUAAUUAUCAUAAAGCUGCUUCCUCAACUCCAAAAAUGAAUGGACAUCAUAUCGAAGUAGAUAAGACUACAAACACAGUUAACAAAAACGGCAAAUCUAAUAUACACAUUCAUAAUAAAAAGCAAAAUUGCUUACAAACACAGACAAAACAAGAGGCUUCAGCUGUUAUAUUAAAAAAGAAAAAAAAGAAGCGAAGUAAACAGAAAAAUCUUAAGAAAGACAACAGACCAGAUCAUUUGAAACCUUCCACCAACCAAGUCAAGAGUCUCAAUCAAAAAGUUUGAAAACUAUAAAUUGUAUUAUAUUUUUAAUAAAAAGUAAAAUAUUUUUAAAUAAUCUGAA
This is a messenger RNA of Octopus sinensis (East Asian common octopus), 1150 nucleotides long. RefSeq lists its product as uncharacterized. Bases 232 to 1092 code for a protein of 286 amino acids. NCBI's taxonomy places the organism in Eukaryota, Metazoa, Mollusca, Cephalopoda, Octopoda, Octopodidae. The record is from RefSeq and is a predicted model, not a curated record. The transcript is spliced from 6 exons.